AUGGCUACGUUCCCCGAGACCGACUUCCAGAUCUGCCUGCUGUGUAAGGAGAUGUGCGGUUCCCCGGCGCCGCUCUCCUCCAACUCGUCGGCGUCGUCGUCGUCCUCGCAGACGUCCACGUCGUCCGGGGGCGGUGGCGGCGGCGGCGGCCCCGGGGCCACGGCACGCCGCUUGCACGUCCUGCCCUGCCUGCACGCCUUCUGCCGCCCCUGCCUCGAGGCGCACCGACUGCCGGCGGCGGGCGGAGGCGCUCCGGGAGAACCGCUGAAACUCCGCUGUCCUGUGUGCGACCAGAAAGUGGUCCUAGCCGAAGCGGCUGGCAUGGACGCGCUGCCUUCGUCCGCUUUCCUGCUCAGCAACCUGCUGGACGCCGUGGUGGCCACCGCCGCCGCCGACGAGCCGCCGCCCAAGAACGGGCGCGCUGCGGGCGCCCCGGCGGGCUCGGGGACACACAGCAACCACCGGCACCACGCGCAUCACGCGCACCACCCGCGCGCGGCCACCGCCUCCGCGCCCUCCCUGCCUCCCGCGCCUCCGCCGCCUGCGCCAACCCGCUCCUCGGCUCCGGGAGGUCCCGCAGCCUCUCCGUCCGCCCUGCUGCUGCGCCGGCCCCACGGCUGCAGCUCGUGCGACGAGGGCAACGCGGCCUCCUCGCGCUGCUUCGACUGUCAGGAGCACCUGUGCGACAACUGCGUCCGCGCGCACCAGCGCGUGCGCCUCACCAAGGACCACUACAUCGAGCGCGGCCCGCCGGGUCCCGCCGCCGCCGCCGCUGCAGCCGCCGCCGCCGCCGCCGCCGCGCAGCAGCUCGGCCUCGGGCCGUCCUUCUCCGGAGCGCCCUUCUCCAUCCUCUCCGUGUUCCCCGAGCGCCUGGGCUUCUGUCAGCACCACGACGACGAGGUACUGCACCUGUACUGCGACACCUGCUCCGUGCCCAUCUGCCGAGAGUGCACCCUCGGGCGCCACGGGGGCCACAGCUUCGUCUACCUCCAGGACGUGCUGCAGGACUCGCGGGCGCUCACCAUCCAGCUGCUGGCAGAUGCCCAGCAGGGCCGCCAGGCAAUCCAGCUGAGCAUUGAGCAGGCGCAGACGGUGGCCGAGCAGGUGGAGAUGAAGGCGAAGUUGGUCCAGUCCGAGGUCAAGGCCGUGACUGCGCGGCACAAGAAGGCGCUGGAGGAGCGCGAGUGCGAGCUGCUCUGGAAGGUGGAGAAGAUCCGCCAGGUGAAGGCCAAGUCCCUCUACCUUCAGGUGGAAAAGCUGAGGCAGAGCCUCAACAAGCUGGAGAGCACCAUCAGUGCCGUCCAGCAGGUCUUGGAGGAGGGCCGGGCCCUGGACGUCCUACUGGCCCGAGACCGGAUGCUGGCCCAAGUGCAGGAGCUGAAGAGCAUCCGGAGCCUCCUGCAGCCCCAGGAAGAUGACCGGGUCAUGUUCACGCCUCCCGACCAGGCGCUGUACCUUGCCAUCAAGUCUUUCGGCUUUGUCAGCAGCGGGGCCUUUGCGCCGCUCACAAAGGCCACAGGAGAUGGCCUGAAACGGGCACUGCAGGGGAAGGUGGCCUCCUUCACCGUCAUCUGCUAUGAUCACGAUGGCGAGCCCCGCCACUCGGGAGGGGACCUGAUGGCAGCCGUGGUCCUGGGCCCUGACGGCAACCUGUUUGGUGCGGAGGUGAGCGAUCAGCAGAAUGGGACUUACAUAGUGAGCUACCGGCCCCAGCUUGAGGGUGAGCACCUGGUGUCCGUGACCCUGUGCAACCAACACAUUGAGAACAGUCCCUUCAAGGUCGUGGUGAAGUCCGGUCGCAGCUAUGUGGGCAUUGGACUCCCGGGCCUGAGCUUCGGCAGCGAGGGUGACAGCGAGGGCAAGCUGUGCCGGCCCUGGGGCGUGAGCGUGGACAAGGAGGGCUACAUCAUCGUGGCUGAUCGCAGCAACAACCGCAUCCAGGUGUUCAAGCCCUGCGGCUCCUUCCAUCACAAGUUUGGCACCCUAGGCUCCCGUCCCGGGCAGUUCGACCGGCCAGCCGGGGUGGCCUGUGACGCCUCUCGCAGGAUUGUGGUCGCCGACAAAGACAAUCACCGUAUCCAGAUCUUCACCUUCGAGGGCCAGUUCCUCCUCAAGUUCGGUGAGAAAGGAACCAAGAACGGACAGUUUAACUACCCUUGGGAUGUAGCAGUGAAUUCUGAGGGCAAGAUCCUGGUCUCUGACACCCGCAACCAUCGGAUCCAGCUGUUCGGACCCGAUGGAAUCUUCCUGAAUAAGUAUGGCUUCGAGGGGGCCCUGUGGAAGCACUUUGACUCCCCACGGGGCGUGGCUUUCAACCACGAGGGUCACUUGGUGGUCACCGACUUCAAUAACCACCGCCUCCUGGUCAUUCACCCCGACUGCCAAUCAGCCCGCUUCUUGGGCUCGGAGGGCACCGGGAACGGGCAGUUCCUCCGCCCGCAGGGUGUAGCCGUGGACCAGGAAGGGCGCAUCAUCGUAGCUGAUUCCCGAAACCACCGAGUACAGAUGUUUGAGGCCAACGGCAGCUUCCUGUGCAAGUUUGGUACUCAAGGCAGCGGCUUCGGGCAGAUGGACCGUCCUUCUGGCAUCGCGGUCACCCCGGAUGGAAUGAUCGUCGUGGUGGACUUCGGCAACAAUCGAAUCCUCAUCUUCUAGUCACAUCUUCUGGGUUUCUGUGUUUGGGGUGUGCGUGUGUGCGUCUCUCUUUUUGUAUUUCAAAGAAGAAGCAGU
Messenger RNA from Jaculus jaculus (lesser Egyptian jerboa), 2730 nucleotides. RefSeq names its product tripartite motif containing 71 (gene Trim71). The record is from RefSeq and is a predicted model, not a curated record. The transcript has 4 exons. The coding region runs from base 1 to 2655 and encodes 884 amino acids. Lineage: Eukaryota; Metazoa; Chordata; Mammalia; Rodentia; Dipodidae. Gene Ontology annotation, molecular function: zinc ion binding; ubiquitin protein ligase activity; protein binding. Gene Ontology annotation, biological process: proteasome-mediated ubiquitin-dependent protein catabolic process; protein polyubiquitination.